This is a messenger RNA of Manduca sexta (tobacco hornworm), 1664 nucleotides long. Its product is annotated as juvenile hormone esterase. The record is from RefSeq and is a predicted model, not a curated record. Lineage: Eukaryota; Metazoa; Arthropoda; Insecta; Lepidoptera; Sphingidae. The transcript is spliced from 3 exons. Bases 47 to 1588 code for a protein of 513 amino acids.
AUCUAAAUCUUAUCGCUGCAUCAUUCGAUCUGUACCAUUCGCUAAGAUGUGGGCGCUCGCACUGCUCCUGCCGUCAGCGCUGGCCCUUACAAGAAUAGAUCCGUUGGUCGAAAUUCAAAAUGGGUUAAUAAGAGGUCUAAGAUCCAAUGAUGGACAGUAUUCGAUGUUCCUUGGCAUUCCGUACGGCGUAGUCGAUGCCGAAAAUCCUUUUGGGCCUUCCGUCCCUCACCCAGGCUUCGAGGACACAUUUGAUGCGUUCGUUGAUUCUUCAAUAUGCCCUCAAUACUUCGGCGGUACCGUACGAGGAUCCCUCGACUGCCUCAAUCUAAACAUCUACGUCCCCAACACUGCCACAUCCAGAAACCGCCUUCCAGUCAUGGUAUGGAUCCACGGAGGUGGUUUCGUUCAAGGUGGAGGGAACAGAGAGCUUUACUCUCCGGAAUUCUUGAUAAAACAUGACGUCAUCAUCGUUUCUAUUAACUACAGACUCGGACCUUACGGGUUUCUAUGCGUAGAGUCUGAGGAUGUCGGUGGUAACCAAGGGUUAAAGGACCAACUUCUAGCCCUAAGAUGGAUUAGAGAGAACAUACAAGCUUUCGGUGGGGAUGUGAAUAAGAUCACAGUUUUUGGAAUCGAUUCGGGAGCGGAAUCGAUUAAUUUACAUCUAGCAUCGCCUCAUGAGAAGUUAUUUGAUCAGGCGAUACUGCAGAGUGCUUCGGAAGUAAAAAUUGGAGGGCCAGAUAAUUCUGUUCCGAUAGCUGCCGCAGAAAGGCUCGGGUAUGAAACAGAAGAUUUAGAAGACGCUCUGAACUUCCUUUCAAGUCAAGACAACCAUUUGGUUAUAGCGGCUUUCGCUGACUUACGCUUGAAUGUCGGCCCCUGCGCCGAACCCGACUUCGACGAUAAGUUCAUAGAUUCGGAAGCCAGCUCCACAAAAAUUCGUAAUAUUCCCAUCAUAAUUGGGUAUACGAAUGACGAGGCGCUGUUCAAAUACGCGAAAGCGAGUCCAGAUGUAUUCGUAAACUUUUCUUUCGAAGAUAAAAUUGGUUCGGAAGUCAAUUCCGAUAUUGUUGAUUAUGUCAGACAUUUCUACAUCGGAGAUGAAGAUCUAAAUGAAGAUAUGAGACACCAGAUCAUUAACUUUGAGUCCGAUUUCAAAUACUACCAUCCAACAGAAAGGCUGAUAAAGAAAUAUACAGAUGAAGGGGCGAAGGCGAUUUUCUACUACGUAUUUUCGUAUGUGGGCGAACGAAACCUGAUGAAGGUAGCAGCUAACAUCACUGAAGGUGGGGCGACCCAUUUUGAUGAUCUGGGGUAUCUGUUCAGCUCGAACGUGCUUGGAAAACCCUCAGAAGAUGACCAGGUUGUAGUGGAUCGGCUGACAAGUUUGUGGACUAACUUCGCUAAGUUUGGUGAGCCAACACCGGAAGAAAACGACCUCCUGCCGAUAAAAUGGUCACCAGUAACAUCAACAAAGCAAUGGUACUUACAAAUAGAUUCGGAUCUUUGGCUAGACAGUCGACCAUUCCACGACAGAAUGGCUUUCUGGGACCUAUUCUACAAACUACAAGAGAAUUCUAGAAAGUGAAGUUAUUUAUAUUAGAAAUUAAUGUUAUAAUUUAUAUAUGUAGAUAUUGUACUUAAUUAAAUUAUUUGAUGCGUUA